Molecule: messenger RNA, 1716 nt
Organism: Mya arenaria
Lineage: Eukaryota; Metazoa; Mollusca; Bivalvia; Myida; Myidae
Product: heat shock 70 kDa protein 12A-like
Exons: 4
Coding region: 1-1716 (571 amino acids)
Molecular function (GO): ATP binding; ATP-dependent protein folding chaperone
Source: RefSeq, a predicted model, not a curated record
AUGACAACCAGUGUUCAAGGCAAGACCCUGAUAGUGGCAGCUUUCGACUUCGGAACAACAUACAGCGGCUAUGCUUUCUCCUUCCGAGAUAACCCCGACAAGAUUCAGACAAAUCAGAUCUGGUAUGCAGGCGGUGGGGCUUCCAGAUUAGUGUCACUAAAGACGCCUACAUCCGUCCUCCUUAAUCCAGAGGGAGGGUUUGACAAGUUUGGUUUCGAGGCCGAGGACAAGUACGCAAUCCUUGCUGCAGAUAAUGAGCACCACGGCUGGAGGCUUUUUCGGAGAUUUAAGAUGGUUCUUCAUAAGAAUAAGUAUUUGACGAAAGACGUUACGGUAGAGGAUUUUUGUGGAAAACGUAUGACGGCUUUCCCAUUGUUUGUUAUAUCGAUAAAAUACCUUAGAGAACAUCUACUAAAGGCAGUUGCUACGCAGAAAAUAGGAAUCAAAGAGACAGACAUAACUUACGUGUUAACCGUCCCGGCCAUCUGGGAUGACAAUGCCAAGAGGUUCAUGAGGGAUGCAGCAGUUGCAGCUGACAUCGACCCCGCUCGCCUUAAGCUGGCCUUGGAGCCGGAAUGUGCCUCGAUCUGGUGUGAAACUUUAGAUGUGGACAUCAAGGGCGCUGUAGCUAUUGCAGGAUCACAGUACAUGGUCGUCGAUCUUGGAGGAGGAACAGCAGACAUAUCCGUACACGAGAGAAAAUCAGACGGAACAUUAAAGGAAAUUCACAAAGCCAGCUGUGGUCCUUGGGGAGGUAUCUUUGUGGAUAAAAAUUAUAUGGUUAUGUUGGGUCGAUUGUACGGGGAAAAGGCUCUGAUUGACCUGCGAAAGACGGAAAUGAGUGAUUAUUUUGAUAUCACUCGCGAUUUUGAGCACAAGAAACGAUCCUUUCAUGCGGAAAACACAAAUCCUGUUUUUGUUCGCUUAUCUGUUUCAUUACGUGACCUUGUUGAUAAAUAUUUCAAACAAACUCUUGAGGAGAGAAUUGCAGCUUUGCACAUUCAGGAAAAUUCUAUAAAGCCAAUAGGUAAGGACAAGCUGAAAAUCGUUAGCACAGUUAUCCAAUCAUGGUUCAAAGGGCCAAUCGAUCUGCUGAUCAAGCAUAUAAACUCACUCUUAGCAGAAGCAAAGAUGGAACGCGUGCAAACCAUUAUUCUGGUAGGCGGUUUCGGUGAAAGCCCUUACGUUCAGGAGAGAAUGAGGAAUGAAAUAGCUGGCGUGAGACUUAUCGUCCCUCCAGACGCGGGUCUUGCUGUGUUGAAAGGCGCCCUGAGGUUUGGCCAUAAUCCCGCAAUUGUAUCCUCAAGGAUCGUGAAAUACACGUAUGGGAUAUCAGGGCACACAACUUUUAGUGAAAAGAAGCACCAAGGUAAAAAGAAGGUUAUGCUGAAUGGAGAGUGGAAGGUGCGUGAUUGCUUCAAUGUGUUCGUGCGGGUGAACGAGGAGGUGGGAGUGGACCAUCAGGUGACCAUACAGAGUACCCCUUAUAGUGAAAUAUCCCUGACACCCGUCUACAGGACGACACAGCAGAACCCCGAUUUUACAACAGACCCCGGAUGUGAACUCCUCGGGACGAUUGAGCUUGAAAACAGCAUGGACAUUCCAUUUGAAAAUCAGUAUAUAGAAGACACGUUUUUGUUCGGAGAUACAGAGUUGCUGACAAAGAACACUUUCACGGGAAAAGAGGCAUUUUUGACAUUUGAGUGUUUUAAGUAA